Periconia digitata is the source of this 2950-nucleotide messenger RNA. NCBI's taxonomy places the organism in Eukaryota, Fungi, Ascomycota, Dothideomycetes, Pleosporales, Periconiaceae. The record is from the annotation of a GenBank genome assembly.
CUCACCGACAGCCCACUGAAGCAUGCUUGCGUAUGUUAUACUGAUUUUGUACUCGGGACUUUAAAAUCCCAUCGGUUUAGUAGAAGUAUACGAGUCGGCUCAUCUCUUGAUCUGACACUGCCCUGCUUCAACGGGAAUACCGUGGUCUCCACAUGGCUGCAGAACAUCACGAUUCACAGCUCCCGGUGUCGUAAUGACCGGCCAAUUAGAACAACGCCUGACGCCCAGGACUUGUCGAGCUUGCCUGAGGUUCUUCGCAGUUUUAGAACGGCAAUGCCAGAGACGCGUCUGAUACAAACAAUACGACGCAGGGGUUGUUCUCACUGGUUGAGUCAGUAUACGCUUGGCAGCGGAUGCAAACAACAACGUGGUGGCGCGGUUUACGAUUGACGGUUAACACCUGACUUGGGCACCCCCAAACUUUUCAUUGGCUAUCAUUGCACAAUAAUUGAAGACAGUGUAGUCUGGUUCCGCGCCUCCCGUGGGCCUUUAUACGAAUAACGCAGCAAUUUAUCAUCCGGCCCAGGACGCUGGGAAAUGCCAGCCCGCCACAGCCUCGCUACAGGGCGGACCCCUAGCAGAGUGGACCGCCUAAGACUUUAGGAUGAGAAUGUCCGUGUUUCAUGUCCGAUCAAUCCUGAUCGAGUUCUGGUUUAAGUAAUUUGGCGUUCCUAACUUUCUGGCUGGCACUUGUAGCUCGCUCGUCUCCGAGACUAACUGUUGAUAGUUCCUACUUCGCACCCACGGUGCCACAGGCACUAACACUUCAAGAAGGUGAAGUCCUGUUUUGCUUUACGUUUUUGAAAUGGCUCGGCUGUCUCUUCACGGAGUCUCCAAAGAGUUAGCCACGACUAUCACUCUCCUGCUUUUGCUGUCCAUACUCAUAAUCACCCUGGUACCUGUCCAAAUCAUCGUACCUGGCCGUCGUCUCACGAAUGGCUUUAAGGUUGCCUACAAUAUUGUUGGCACCGUGAUCGCGACCAUCAUUGCCCGAUAUGCAGCUGGAGAGAUACAGAAACAGUGGCUGCGUCUCGUCAACCAUGAGGUUUCAGAUCUUAAAUACCAAGUAGCUCGUGACUCCCAAAUCGCCGUGCGAUGGCGCGCUAUCCUAGGAAUUAGCUCAUUCACCGAAAACGUGAAAAACCUAUCAGUCACUGGCCUGACGCUGCUUUCUUCUCUCGCCACGGCUCUGAUCACCGCAGCUAUCGUCGCAGCCAUCACACUUACAGAAACCAGUUGCUCAUCUGUGGUACAUCCACCUCGUAUCCACAGUGGCACAGAUACCAGGUGCAUGGGCUUCAACAGCACCAAACGCUCCUCUCCUCUCUGGGAGCUCAGCGUACAGUGGGACGAGCCAGGCUAUUUCUCCUCUACCAACUUAGGAUGCUCGGCUGCAAGCGGCGAUCGAAACCUCGGCGAUAUCAAUACAGUAAAUCCUAAGCAAUUUGCUUACGCUAGAGGCGGAGUUGCUGUGGCUAGCAACGCCAUCGGGGCUCCAGAAAUCUUCUAUACUGAGUUUCCAAGGCCAGUGGAGCCAAUCGAGCGCCCGUAUGGGCAUCCUAUAAUCGAAACCAACCUACGCUCUGUUUCACACUGCUUGCCUGUAAUGGCACGCAAUCCUGUCAAGUGCAAGAAUGUCGACCGGACUGCUUUUAAGGUUGAUCGUAAUGACGACAUGAAUCGUACCGACGUCCAGCUAGACAUCCAGGGCUGCACAUACAAACAACCGCAAUGGGAAUCGCCGGAUGGCUUCGGUAUUAUGGCUGCACGUUUAUGUGAAGCUGAUCAGGAAGUUGGCAAGAACGCUCCCAACAACAUAGGUCGAGCCACUGUCGCUAUAGGUGCCACAGGUGUCGCCAGCCUGACUUUAGCGGCGUCACUGGGCGACAGGAAGUACCUGGAAGACAAUGCUGAAAAGUACGACGCCAUCCUCAACAAUACAAUCCGAGGACGGGAUUUGAAGUAUGCGGUCAGUUGCGAGGUCGACGUCAAGCCGACUAUUGAGUGGCGCACCGUGACUUUGAGUCUUGAACAAGGUCAUCUGGACUCGGAACCGUCUUACAGCAAAGUGGUCUCCGGUAAAGCGGGCUGCGCCCCCAGUACCAAUUCUACAGGAAGCUGGAAUAUUGCUGAGGGCUACUGGGCUAACGCUGCAGCCUCGUUGAAACCUCCGCUCAGUGAAGGAAGGUAUUGGAAUGGGUUCGUAAAUAAGAUAGCUUAUCAAUCUCUAAGUGUCAAUGAGACCUCGGACAAAUACGACACAGUAGUGUCUUGGACAAAGUUGUUACGAUCCGAAUUUGGUUUCCCUCAAUCCACCAACGCCCUAGAGGAUGUUCUUGGUCUCACUGCAGGCAUUGCCAUGUCUCAAAUAUCUACACUGGAUAGUUUAUCACCAGGUUCUCCGCUCACAGAUAAAGUUGAGUUUCAUUCGCCAGUGGCUGGAAAUGCCACUUUUGCUUGUACAAGAGUUGGAAGUGGAAGCCCCUCUGCGCUCCUGUUCGCCGUUCCGCCUCUGCUUGCUGCAGCCUUGGCUUUGUAUCUUAUAUUUACCGUGCCCCGGGAGCGGACCAAAUGGAAAACCAGUAGACUGGGUGACAUCAUUUCCAUAGGAAUGGCGAGCGAGAGAGAGUUGAACAUGGCAUAUCAAUCCGAUCAUAAGAGGAAGACCAGACAUUUCUCAGUGCAGCCAUUGCAUUUCAAAGAUUUAAAGAGAUCGAGCACAAUGGACAGUUCCAGUGAAGAUGGCACAUUGCUGAGCAGUGCAGCGCCGCCGGCGACAAGUUCAGGGAAAAGAUGGGUUACGGACUCGCAAGGGACCCGGGCGGUGCCAGUGCGAUUUGGGGGAGACCAAGAAAGAGAUGCUGAGAGUGGUUGGACCACUGCGGUCCCUAGAAGUCCCGUGAGAUUAAGAACAGAAGAGACAUAUACACCAAUGGACGGAGUGAGGUAA